Molecule: messenger RNA, 1978 nt
Organism: Dioscorea cayenensis subsp. rotundata (Guinea yam)
Lineage: Eukaryota; Viridiplantae; Streptophyta; Magnoliopsida; Dioscoreales; Dioscoreaceae
Product: putative clathrin assembly protein At5g35200
Exons: 16
Coding region: 104-1744 (546 amino acids)
Biological process (GO): clathrin-dependent endocytosis; clathrin coat assembly; vesicle budding from membrane
Cellular component (GO): clathrin-coated pit; clathrin-coated vesicle
Molecular function (GO): clathrin heavy chain binding; SNARE binding; phosphatidylinositol-4,5-bisphosphate binding
Source: RefSeq, a predicted model, not a curated record
AAUCAGCUUGCAUCCCAGAUUCAUAAUCCCAGCGUGAUCCCUCGCUCGAAGUAUAUAAUCUUCUCAUAAAAUUCUCUCCAUCAAAAACAAGGAGAGGCAAAUAAUGGCUGGUGGUGAUAGUACUCAACAGAGCUUAAGGAAAGUUCUUGGAGCAUUGAAAGACUCCACAACAGUUGGAUUGGCCAAAGUGAACAGCUAUUAUUACAAGGAUCUUGAUGUGGCAAUUAUCAAAGCCACCAAUCAUGUGGAGGAAUUGGCAAAGCAGAAACAUAUAAGAACUAUUUUUGAUGCUGUUUCAGCCACACGACCCCGUGCUGAUGUUGCAUAUUGCAUAAAUGCUCUUGCUAAACGACUUGCAAAAACACACAACUGGGCUGUUGCCAUAAAAAUCUUAAUUGUCAUACAUCGUGCUUUAAGAGAAGUUGAUCCAUCAUUUCGAGAGGAGCUUAUCAACUACACCAAGAGCAGUGGUCAUAUGCUUAACCUAUCACAUUUCAAAGAUGGCUCAAGUCUAAAUGCAUGGGAUUAUUCUGCUUGGGUUCGCACUUAUGCCCUAUAUCUGGAGGAGCGACUAGAAUGCUUCCGUGUACUGAAAUAUGAUAUUGAGACUGAACGCCGUCGAACUUCUGAACUUGACACCAUUGACUUGCUUGAACAUUUACCUGCUUUGCAACAGCUUCUCUUCCGACUCAUCUCUUGCCAGCCAGAAGGAGCAGCUGUAUACAACAAUGUAGUUCGAUAUGCACUUUCAAUUGUUGCUGGUGAAAGUGUAAAUAUAUACAAUGCAAUUAAUGAUGGCACCCUAAAUGUUGUUGACAAGUUCUUUGAAAUGCAGCGUCAUGAUGCUCUUAGGUCCCUUGAAAUUUAUCGGAAAGCAGGCUAUCAGGCAGAGUUGUUGUCUGAGUUCUAUGAAACCUGUAAGGGCCUUGAUCUUCGUCCAGGCCAAGAGUUUGUUAAAGUUGAACAGCCUCCUGCAUCAUUCAUCUCGGCCAUGGAAGAGUAUGUAAAGGAUGCCUCACGUUCCUUAACACUCCAAAGGCAUAUGGCUGAUGCUGAUUUAGAAAUAGCGCACCAGCCUAUCUUGGCCAUCGAACAGAAGAAAGAAAACGAUGAUCAAGAAAGACCAAAUUCUGAAGCAGCCUCAGUACCUCACGAACCACCUACAGUUGAACCUCCUCCUGCAGAAGCACUUGUUACUGAUUUACUGAGUUUAGAUGAUUUUGGCAAGUGUGCAGAUGCGCUUGAGGAGAAAAAUGCCUUUGCUCUUGCCAUUGUUACUGAUGGUGGAAGCAACUCUACAAAUGCUAUGGUAGCUUCUGAUCUUGCAAGUGAUACUUCUGGGUGGGAGCUUGCACUCGUUGGUGCUGCUAGUUCCACCGAAAGUUCUGCUAUAGAGGUUAAACUGGCUUGUGAGAUAGACCAACUAACAUUAGAUAGUUUAUACGAUGAUGCGAUAGCCAGAAGUGCUAACCAAAAUGGGAGCUACCACAUGGGGCAGGUGGCCCCAAAUCCGUUCGAGACUCUUCCAUAUCCUCAAGAUCCUUUCUAUGCCUCCAAUAGCGUAGCACCAUCCGCAAAUGUGCAGAUGUCUGCUAUGGCCAAGCAACAAUCACUUAUAAUGCAACAACAGCAACAGCAACCAAUGGGUCUGGAGGGCAGCAAUCCAUUUGGUAACCCAUUUGCAGGGCAAGAGGCAGGACUUCAAUCUUAUCUUAACCAUAGCCCACAGACAGGUUUUAUGUAGAUAACUUCUUGUUGUGGUUGCAGGAGUAUUUUUGUGUCAGGACCUAAAGUAAAGAGGUUGAGAAUUUAUUUGAAUUCCAGAAAUGUAGAUAGAGGUAGACAAUUUAUUAAAUUAGUUUAAUUACACAUUGACUUUUCUACCAUUGUUUUGUAGUGGUUAUCAUGUUCUCAUAUGUUUUUUGCAGUACAUUUUUCAUAGCUCCAUGACUAUUUUGUCUGAGAGAACUUUCUCUGA